Messenger RNA from Mytilus californianus (California mussel), 662 nucleotides. RefSeq names its product complement C1q-like protein 3. The transcript has 3 exons. The coding region runs from base 66 to 617 and encodes 183 amino acids. The record is from RefSeq and is a predicted model, not a curated record. Gene Ontology annotation, molecular function: protein binding. NCBI's taxonomy places the organism in Eukaryota, Metazoa, Mollusca, Bivalvia, Mytilida, Mytilidae.
UGUUUGCUUUAACAAAUCAGCAACAGUUUCAACAUCCAUUGUUGACUAAUUUUUCAUCACCAAAUAUGCAGCUGGGAAUAUUAUUUAUUUCUUUGAUUGGACCAUUCCUUUAUCACUAUGGAUAUAAAGUGUCAGCUGCUGGAAUACUUGAAUCUAUUCAUUCUGACGUUCAUAAAAUUCUGGGAAAAUCUGGAGACAGCAGACCAGUUAAUGAGAAAUAUAAGCCAGCCUUCCUUGCCAACUUGUCUCACACAUUAAGCAACCUUAAAUCUAACCAGAUAGUAAAGUUCGACUCAGUAAUAACAAAUAUCGGUAAACGCUACAGUCCACAAACUGGACAAUUUACAUCCCCAGAAGAUGGGAUAUACAUGUUUUCUUGGACUUGUUUGACUCCCCCUGGAAGCAGAUUUGAAACAAGACUUGCCAUAAAUGACAAUUAUAUAUCCGGUAAUAGAGCAAAUGCUCAAAACAUUAAUCAAUAUGUUCAAGCCACAAAGAAUGUUGUAGUACAAAUGAAAAAAGGAGAUGUAGCUACUGUGAGAGUGCUUUCCUACACUGGUUUAUCAUUAUACGGAGAUGGUAAUUACUUUUCAUCUUUCUCUGGUUUUAUGAUUUAAUAUUACAUAUAAUUAAAUUCAUAAAAAUAAAAUUAAUAAAAAUAA